AUGGAGGUUGGCAAACUGCUUUCAGUGCCGGCUUGCGUAUUGACAAAGGACACAGGUUAUGGAGAAGCCGCGGUGAAAUUGCAACGUGACUGGAAGCUAGAUCCUCAAAGUCUGCCUCUCGCGAAACACAUCAAAGGCGGCGCUCUCGUCCGAUUGAUCAAAUAUGGGCUUCGCUAUUAUUACACCGACCAAGUUUGGGAUAGACGAGCAUGCAAAAAAGUUCCAUUUCAACCAUCUAUGCUCUUUUUCGGACCAGAAUCUGCACGACCUGUUUUCCAACAGGAGGAAGAUGCCUCCGGCGAAAGUGAAACAGGCACCACCCGGCAAGACCUUUCGCCCAAAUCCGCCAGUGCGCGAAAGCACCCUCGAGAAAGCGGGCUGAACGGGGCAGCAGACCAGGCAAACCAACCAGCACCCAAACGGAGUCGAAAAACUGCACAUGACAAAGAUCAUGGCGUGGAAAAGCAGCAUCCACAGCAAAAUGCCGAAUUCGUAAUUGACGAAAAAGUCUCGAUGGAAGUCGACCACAAAGAUGGCCAUGCAAAUUCUCCCAGUUCCGAUUCUGUGCCGCCUGCUCCCGAGGCCAGGUCACCCUCCACAAGUGAUCUUGACCCAGACACUGACAUGGACAUGGGUAUGAGCAACGGUGUUGCACAAGGCUUCGAAGUGGGCAACGGCGUGGGCCUCUUUGAGUCAACGGACCAGGAACGAAUGAACGAACUCCUUCCCCCAAUUCCUACCCUGGAAAAUGGUCAUAGCGUCGGGGUGCAAUUGCAUCCCACCAAAAGUGCCGAAUCGGACUUACUGGUUCCAGAAUCGAUGGUCUUGCAUGUGGCUGAUGACGCACACGUGACAGAUGCAUCGUGGCGUCCAACGGAUCCAACGGUCUUGGCAGCAUCUGGACACGACUUUGUUGGAGUAUGGAAGAUACCGAAUCAACCUUCACCACCUGGCGCCGUAUUGCCGCCCUCUCAAAGUGUCAUAGACAGGAGAUAUGAUCAAAUAGUUAGCGCCAUGGCUUGGGAGCCAGGAGGCACUAUGCUUGCCAUCGCAGUAUUCGACAACCACACGGCUGGGGCCAUACGAAUCUACGAUGGACAGGAGGCGGUCUUGAUUGAUUGUUUACCGGCUGCGCAACGGUUGAUUACUACUUUACGGUGGCAACAGGUCGGUUCACGCCUAAUGGGUUUUGCAGCAAGCACAGACGAGUCGUCCCUUGUGCUGUGGGAUCUCUCCGGAUCGACACCUUUUCCGGGAGCAUUCCCUAUUACGGUGCCCGAACAGAUCCACGAUAUCAGCUGGGCCAGCCAUGGCAACACAAGCAUAGUCUGCGCGGCUGGAGACGGCGUCAUCUACCAAUGUCGAGCCGUCGCGGAAUUGGUCAUCGAGCAGAAGUGGGCUUCAACUUCUUCAGAUGACCAUACGAGCUGGAAUCUGGUAAAAUGCUCAUGGUGGAGCGAAGAAGCUGCAAUCAUUAUUGCAGCUUCAGCAAGUCCGGCGAUGCUCUGGAUACCUACCAAAAACGUACAGGCAAGAAACAUCCACAGCGCGCCAAUUACCUGCUUAGACCUUCGGCCUGGUCAAAUUGUCCAUCCAGACCAAGAUCCAUAUUGUGAGUUUGCCACCUGUUCGCUGGAUGGCAGUGUCAAAAUAUGGCGGUAUAGCGACCACUCGGCUUCGAUUGAAUGUCUGUUCAAGCUCUCCAUGACCGAAACAGCACCAAUUCUAGGUUUGUCUUACACCCCGGAUGGCCAUGCUGUGGCUGCAGCCAGCUAUGACAAAGUCGUCCUGUGGAGAGCAGAUAAACGUAGCCCGGCGCUUGCGAAGUGGAAGGGCAACGAAGCUAAUUGGGGUGGCGCAUAUCUUAAGCGUCAACGGCGAGUCUCACAAGGUGAAACGAUGAGCGAGGAUGGCGCUAGGGAAGAGACAGGACAUUCUCUUACCUGGGAUGCCGAGAGUAGGAAAUUGGCUUUCGCGCUAGGAAAUCAGGUUGCUGUUAUCGACUUCCGACAGCAGGAGUAUAGAAAAGAGUCGCUCCAUGAACUGGAGCGCAUGGCAUAG
This is a messenger RNA of Endocarpon pusillum Z07020, 2061 nucleotides long. RefSeq lists its product as uncharacterized. Gene Ontology annotation, biological process: regulation of transcription by RNA polymerase II. Gene Ontology annotation, cellular component: Set3 complex. The record is from RefSeq and is a predicted model, not a curated record. The transcript has 4 exons. Gene Ontology annotation, molecular function: transcription corepressor activity; protein binding. Bases 1 to 2061 code for a protein of 686 amino acids. Lineage: Eukaryota; Fungi; Ascomycota; Eurotiomycetes; Verrucariales; Verrucariaceae.